GAGAACAACACAUUGAUAGUAAAACUAGAACCAGGUUUCCCACUAAAUAUAGAAGCAAAGAAGCAAUUUCCCAGGAUGAGCACAGUGAAGUCAAAGAAGAGGAUAAAGAAGAUCACAUUGGACAACAGGUCCACCACAGAUAAGGACGGGACUACAUGUGAGAUAUCAGGGAACAUAAUGAGGUUUUGUGUCAACUUAAUGCCGGUUUUAACCUUGGCUAAGGAGACUGAGCAGGAGGAGGAAGACGAGAAAGAAGAAAGCAACACCUCCAUGAGUCGACAGGAAACAGAAACCAGCAGCAGAGACCCAUCUGUCAGCAAACUAGUGGAACAGAAACAAAACGCAAUUGACCUCCAGUCAGGAUUAACCUCAGAGAGAACAACCAAACCAAGACUCUCACUGACUUCUCCAUUUCUGCCGCCGCCUAUAAGCGAACCAAAACCAUUUGAUCAGAGCUCAGGCUGUCUCACUCCUCUGCCUGCCAUCACUGUGCAUCAACAAGCAACAACCAGCUCUGCAAAGCUUGGAGCAGAAGGCUUUGGAGUCAGUGGAGCAGUUACAGUGCAGGCUUCAGACAUCAGGCCCUGGAUAGACAAUCCCCUGUUCUCCAAGAGUAGAUCAGCUGAGGUUCAGCUUCCUGACAUCACCUUGUCCAGCCUGAAUGCACUGCUGCAAACUGUCACAUACAGACUGAGGAAGAAGAGGAGAGGGGCCAAGGAAGGACUAUGGAGACAAGACCGGUCUGAUCAGCUCCUCGUGGCCUUUACAGAUCAGUGUCGGGCAGCAGGAUGGGAAGCGGGGCAGCGUAUGAGCUGGAAAAGACAGAUCACCUGGUGCCUGCGGGGUAAACAGACAGAUGAGCCUCCCUCCACUUCAUCCUGCACCCAAAGCGCCGCUCAUCUUCCUCAGGAUGAUGCAGCCAAACCACCUGACUGCUCAGAUGCCGCAGUGACUGAACAGCCACACAUAACUUGCAGUGUUUGAAAAUUGUGCUGCAGGUCAAAUAUUUUUA
Messenger RNA from Oreochromis aureus, 1012 nucleotides. RefSeq lists its product as uncharacterized. Lineage: Eukaryota; Metazoa; Chordata; Actinopteri; Cichliformes; Cichlidae. The transcript is spliced from 3 exons. The record is from RefSeq and is a predicted model, not a curated record. Bases 76 to 984 code for a protein of 302 amino acids.